This is a messenger RNA of Nerophis ophidion (straightnose pipefish), 975 nucleotides long. RefSeq names its product growth differentiation factor 6b (gene gdf6b). The record is from RefSeq and is a predicted model, not a curated record. Gene Ontology annotation, cellular component: extracellular region. The coding region runs from base 28 to 975 and encodes 315 amino acids. Gene Ontology annotation, biological process: BMP signaling pathway; SMAD protein signal transduction. NCBI's taxonomy places the organism in Eukaryota, Metazoa, Chordata, Actinopteri, Syngnathiformes, Syngnathidae. The transcript has 2 exons. Gene Ontology annotation, molecular function: cytokine activity; growth factor activity.
AGGGCGUCCGUGGAGCCUCACGACUACAUGCUGUCCAUCUACAAGACCUUCUCCACAGCAGAGAAGCUGGGACUCAACGCCAGCUUCUUCCGCUCCUCCAGGGCCGCCAACACCAUCGCCAGUUUUGUGGACAACGGAGAAGACGACCUCCCGCCGGCUCCUCUGAGAAGACAACGGUACAUAUUCGACGUCUCCACCCUCUCCCAGGGAGCCGAGGUCCUGGGAGCCGAGCUGCGGAUAUACACCAAAGUGUCCGGGAACUGCGGACCGUCCGGACCGGUGGAGGUGCAGCUCGCCUCCUGCCAGGACCGCCGACCCUUCCGCUCCAAAACCUUGGACUUCCAGGGGUGUGGGCGGCCCAGGUGGGAGGUUCUGGACGUGUGGGAGAUCUUCAAGGAGUGGCGGACGCAGAGUCCGGAGGGAGUUUUCUGUGUGGAGCUCACCGCUUUGCUGGAGACCUCCGAGAAGGAGCUGGACCUGCGUGUCCUCGGUCUGCACAGGCACGCCAGACCCCGGCAGAAGAAGGCCAUCCUGGUGGUCUUCACCAGGUCUAAGACGCUGUUCAGCGAGAGGCUGCGAGCCAAAGGGAGCAAACCCGGCCGCAGCAGGCGGACGGCGUCCAGGAGCCGCCACAAGACCAGGCCCGGCGGGAAGUCCAAGUCCAGGUGCAGCAAGAAGCCGCUGCACGUCAACUUCCGCCAGCUGGGCUGGGAUGACUGGAUCAUCGCCCCGCUGGACUUCCAGGCCCACCACUGCCAGGGCGUGUGCGACUUCCCGCUGCGCUCCCACCUGGAGCCCACCAACCACGCCAUCAUCCAGACCCUGAUCAACUCCAAAGACCCCGGGCACACGCCGCCCAGCUGCUGCGCGCCCGCCAGGCUCAGCCCCAUCAGCAUCCUCUACAUCGACGCCGGCAACAACGUGGUCUACAAGCAGUACGAGGACAUGGUGGUAGAGGCCUGCGGGUGCAGCUAG